CGAUGUUAUGAAUAAUUGUCAUCACCUAACCAGCGAAGAUUCAUCUGCUCGCCGUUCAUAUAUUUAAAGAGGUGUAUAAUUACCAAACUACUUACAUUAACAGCUCAAAGUACACAAAUAUAUACAAGGCGUUAAUAAAGUGGACAACCAUGAUUGUUUCGCGAUUAGCGUAUCCCCUCAAUGGAGCUCUACGACAAUUAGCCCAACAAGCUGCCCGCAACAAUAACAACAUUGUUCGUCGUCAGAUGUCGGGCAUAGUUUACCGUAGCGGUGCCUUCAAGCCAAAACCUGAGGAGAUGCCCUUCGGAUUGUUUGCCAUACUAUGUGCUGUGAUUCCUGGACUCUUUGUGGGGGCCACCAUCAGCAAGAACGUGGCGAACUUUCUAGAAGAAAAUGAUUUGUUUGUGCCAUCCGAUGACGACGAUGAUGAGGACUAAGUGUGAGCAACGGGAGACAUAAAUGAAGCAAGCUCUAGUCAGAAUUGGAUAAGACAACAUCUUAGAAUCUGCUUGCCUCAGUUAACACGACAAACCAAAAACUUUACUCACUUUAACAUUUUGCAUUGUUACUACCGUAGCUCUAAGAUUAAAGAUUCAAUUUUUUGUA
Molecule: messenger RNA, 606 nt
Organism: Drosophila navojoa
Lineage: Eukaryota; Metazoa; Arthropoda; Insecta; Diptera; Drosophilidae
Gene: EMRE
Product: Essential MCU regulator
Biological process (GO): mitochondrial calcium ion homeostasis; calcium import into the mitochondrion
Cellular component (GO): uniplex complex
Source: RefSeq, a predicted model, not a curated record